Molecule: messenger RNA, 669 nt
Organism: Rhinocladiella mackenziei CBS 650.93
Lineage: Eukaryota; Fungi; Ascomycota; Eurotiomycetes; Chaetothyriales; Herpotrichiellaceae
Exons: 1
Coding region: 1-669 (222 amino acids)
Biological process (GO): tRNA wobble adenosine to inosine editing
Cellular component (GO): nucleus; cytoplasm
Molecular function (GO): tRNA-specific adenosine-34 deaminase activity; zinc ion binding
Source: RefSeq, a predicted model, not a curated record
AUGGACUAUCUCCAGAACCUCCCUGGAGAUGAUUCCUUUUUCACCAUUACGGACACGGACCUCAGAGAAUUCUCCGUCUCUUCCGACUCGGACGACGUGACAACGACUAGUCAGCCAAGCUCCAAAAAUCAGAAAGACAAACUUCAUCCUGAAGUCCUCAAGAACCUCGAGGUCCACCAAGGCUUCAUGCAUCAAGCCAUCAAUAUCGCCGAAGAAGCCUUAGCAGGAGGCGAAACUCCCGUGGCCUGCGUCCUCGUUCAUAAUGGUGAAGUUGUCGCUCGGGGCAUGAAUGACACCAAUCGAUCUCUGAACGGUACUCGACAUGCUGAGUUCCUCGCCAUCUCGGAAUUCCUCUCCAAAUUUCCGGCCUCCAGGCUCAAGGAAACCGAUCUGUACGUCACAGUCGAGCCUUGCAUCAUGUGUGCUUCAGCCUUAAGACAAUAUGGAAUUCGAUGUGUCUACUUUGGAUGUAAAAACCAUCGGUUUGGAGGCAAUGGAAGUGUUCUGGCAGUUCACUCCGACAAGGGUUUAGAGGAAGGGUAUCCGAGCUAUGGAGGAAUCUUCAGAAAGGAAGCUAUCAUGUUGCUGCGCCGAUUCUACCUUCAGGAGAACGAAAAUGCCCCAAAUCCCCGAGCAAAGGAUAAUCGAAAGUUGAAGCCAGUAGUUUAG